AUGACUGACGUUCUUGGUGUUCUUGUCAUUGCCCGUAAUGGUGACCGCACAGAGUACUACCAGGAUCCCUACACCUAUGAGAGCUCCUACACCGAGAGUACUGCCCUUGGUGCUGCCGAGUCUCACCAGCUCGGAUCAUUCCUUCGCUCUACCUACAUGUCCUCAUCUUCUCCUUCAUACAUCGCGGACAUGAAAACCGACCUCGUGGACAACCACGAGGUCCACGUCCAUGCCAAGGCUGGCGGUGAGGGCGCCGUAAUCUUCGACUCUGCUAUCGCCCUCCUCCAGGGUCUUUUCCCUCCCAACCCUGCCAACAAGAUCGUUCUUGCCAACGAGACCACCGUCAUUGCUCCUCUCGGCGGUUACCAGUACGUUCCGAUUGAGACCGUCGAGCCUGGUAACGACAGGUCCCUUGAGCCAUGGACCGACUGUCCGGCUUUCGAGCAACACAUCUCUAAUGUCUACUCGUCUCCUGAGUUCAAGGAGACCGCAAAGGCAGCUAGUCCUUUCUUCGAUUCUGUCAGGGACUACGUGUUCGGCCGCCCUACUACUCUUGAGAACGCUAUCUACGACUACAUCUCGACUGAGCUCUCCCACAACAAGACAUACGCUCACCGCCUUCCCCCCACGUUGGUUGAGCAGGCUCAUGGUUUUGCUAACUACCACGAGAAUGCCAUCUUCUCGGACAAGGAUGUCGGUGGUAUUGGUAACUUGGCUGGCCGCACGAUUCUCCACACGGUCUUGAACUCCCUCCAACGGAUUGCAUUCAACGGCGACCCUCUGCAGUUCCUCCUCAUUGAGACCUCCUACCAACCUUUCAUCUCCCUAUUCCACAUGCUUGAGAUAACCAAGGAAAACCCGGAGCUUGGCAGUAUCCCCAACUAUGCUUCUGCUCUUGCCUUCGAGCUCCGUCGCGGACCUGCCCCUGAAGACCGUGACUUUAUCAGAAUCAAAUUCAAGAACGGCACCAGCGACUUCCAGACCUACCACGCUUUCGGCCACAGGUCUGACAUUGCCGCAACGGAAUUCAUCUACAGGAUUGAGAACUACGCCAUUACCAGUCAGAAGCAAUGGGCCGCUGCUUGCAGCGCAGGUCUUGAGGAUAACUGGCUCCACAUUGGCUCCCAAAACGCGAUUUCCAGCACUGUCUUUGCUAUUCUGGCUGCUGUCUUCCUCCUCGGCAUGUUCAUCCUCUCCAAAUUCGUCAAGAGCGCCCGUGCCAAGGCUCAGAACACUCGCAUCCGCCUUGCUGACGACGAGGUGAGUCAGCCGCACCUACCUGAAAACCAGUACCCCAAUUAUGGAACCCUUUCCAACGUGGGUCCUGGUAUCAUUGUCGUACCUUUUUGAAUCAUGCUAAUAAAAUGUCAUCUCUUUUGUUUUUUCAUGACAGAACAUCGUCGCUCAGCCCGCUUCCAUGAGUGAGAAGCAGCGCCUUCCCUUGUAAACGCUGGUUUAGAGGUGCCAGAGGUUGAAAAAUAUCUGCUUCAGCCGGGGGUGGGUUUCUUGUUUGAUUGGUACUUGGACUGCAUCGCAUUGUUUCAGACUCUUACCGCAUUUUUCUUCUCGUUUACCAUAUGACUGCUGUGUAGUUUACAAUAUGGGACUGGGUCCCCGUAGUUGUGAAAAUUUACACAUUUUCUCGGAUCUUUGCG
Suillus bovinus is the source of this 1655-nucleotide messenger RNA. Its product is annotated as histidine phosphatase superfamily. The transcript has 7 exons. Gene Ontology annotation, molecular function: phosphatase activity. Gene Ontology annotation, biological process: dephosphorylation. Bases 1 to 1350 code for a protein of 449 amino acids. NCBI's taxonomy places the organism in Eukaryota, Fungi, Basidiomycota, Agaricomycetes, Boletales, Suillaceae. The record is from RefSeq and is a predicted model, not a curated record.